ACCUCCACACAACAUUGCAGACAUCCAAUGGAGUCCCGGGAUCGCCCUUCCUCUUCUCGCCGGCCCUCUAAAAGGGUCCGCAUUACUGCAACCCUGCCCCAUAUUCCAGACGAAAUCAUUCUGGAGAUUCUGUGUCUUCUUCCUGUGAAGUCCCUGAUGCGGUUCAAAUGCGAUUCCAAAUCAUGGCGUGAGAUGAUCUCCGAUCCCGAUUUCGAGAAGAAACAACUCGCAGUUGCGGCACGAGACUCUGGUGAGGUCUAUAACUCGAGGCUUAUUAUGCAUUAUCCUUCUAUGAAGCUUAAAUCUUGCCCUUUAUCUUGCCUGUUCUAUGAGCCUGUUGGGCAUUCUGUGAAUCAUGAGUAUCCGGGUAGCGAAUUGGGUGUUAUGAAUGAGAUCAUUGGUAGCUAUAAUGGGUUGGUUUGUUUUUGUAUUCGGGAUACAGAAAAUGAUAUAAUCUUUGUGUGGAAUCCAUCGACUAGGGAAUUUAGAAGAUUGCCCCCCAUUUCUUUUAUGCAGUGUUUUCAUUUGGUGGCGUAUGGAUUUGGGUAUGACAGCAUUGCCGAUGACUAUAAGGUUACGAGAGUGGGUUGCUACUGUAUCGGGCGCUAUUAUGAAUAUCAAGUCAGGGUUUUUUCAUUGAGAGGUAAUGUUUGGAGAAAAAUUGAGAAUUUUCCCUGCUAUCUUUUCACUGAUGAACCAGGGAUACAUGUGAAUGGUUCAAUCAAUUUCGGGGGAGUUGGGGACAGUGAAAAUUACUACUGGAGUGUAGUUGGACUUGAUUUAGCAAGUGAAUCUUAUCGGAUGGUGCCGCUGCCUGAUUGUGCAGAUCCAAAUGUGAAACCAAUGAUUAUGGCUUUAGGAGGACGGUUUUGCACUAUUUUUGAUAAUGACGAGGCUGUUGAUGUGUGGGUAAUGGAGCAAUAUGGGGUGAAGAAGUCCUGGAAUAAAUUGGUUACUGUACCUUAUUUCCCGGACCCAAUGACUGUUGAUUGUACAAAGCCAGUGUUCUUUUUGCGAGACGGAGCAAUUUUAAUGGAAUUCUAUGGGUUGUUAGUUUUGUACAAUAUCGAUAGAGAUGAAUCAACGAUUCCUACAAUCUAUGGGACUCGUCAUUGUCAUGAGGUAGAAGUCUACCUGGAGACCAUAGUUUCACCCAAUGCCUACUAUAGACUGCAAGCUGGCCAUCAAAAUGGAGGAAUAGGAAGACAAGCAUGAUGAAGUAAAAGCUGAUAUGCUGACUAGGGGGCACACGAGGAUGCUCUAGAAACAAGGUAGCUAGCAGCAAAGCUUGAUCAUCUAUUGAAGAAAAACCCUAAUAAUGAUGAUGUACGUUUGACCAAUUUUAAAGCAGAUAUUUUAUGGAGAACUUGAUUUCAUUGGAUUUAUGGUAGUGGAGUUGAGACAAUAUUGAGCACAAAUCAAAACCAGGAAGCAGAAUGAUAGAAAGAGGUAAACCAAGUGACCUCUACUUCCCCAAUUACAUGUGAAAUUUGCUUGUUUAUUCAAUAUUUUUCAAUGCUAGCCUUUCUCUUUAUGCAUUACCAAGAUAUAAGUUUUCUUUAGGGCUAAUGGAGUUGUUUUCAACUACUGGGUUUGAGUCUAGCUUUAUGAGCUGGUUUAAUUGCUUACUACAGUUACUUUUCUAGUUCUUUCCAUGUGUGUAGACCAUGAGUUGACAAUUAAAAAUACAAGCUAGGAAUCUAUUUAAGGGUUUUCCAAAUUUCUGUAUGUUAAUUUUCUCCUUUAGUUUGAUUGCAGAUGUGACCUAAUUUUCACCUUUUUGUGUUCAUUUAUUUUAUUUGCUAAGGAUUAUUAACAGUGAGUCUGUAAUUGGAGGUUUUGAGGAUCUGAAACUCAAAGACAGGCAGAAAAGGACAGAAUAAUUUGAUUUGGAAUUCUUAUAUGUCCAUCCAAGGUCCAAUAAUCCAGCCACAGGUGAUCCCAUGUCUCCCACCUCAGACAGUUGCUUGUUCAGACUCUGGCACUAGGUGCUCCCUCGGAAACGUUGUUAAGCAAAAUGGAUCUCAAAUUGUCUGCUUUUUUGGUAUCCAAGGUCUUCAAGCUGAGGUGUUCUUUUGUGCAUGAAGGAUCUGAGAUCAUAAUAUGAACUAAAAACACACUUGAAAUCUACCAAAAGUUUGAUGGGAAGGGAAGAGACUAUAAUAUUGUGCAUUCUCGAGAAGGUGUCGCAUAAGCAGUCAAUCGUGUCUGCACAUGGACUGAUCCAUGACACACUCGUAGUCAAACUUUUGGUGCAUUCAACUUAUAUGAAUUUCUCUCUCACAAUCCAUUAGGGGGUUGUUCUGAGUUUGGGUAGAUGAAGAAGACAUGGGCUUUGGUGAGCAGGUUCGGAACAGCAACAGGGCUGAAACUCCUUGCUAACUAGUGGCUCAAACUAAGUAGACUAAUUGGCUGGCUUGGCCACUCCAAACUUCUUGGAUGCUUCUGCAACAAGGAAUAUUCUAGCAACAAAGCUUAAUUGUAUCA
Messenger RNA from Vitis riparia (riverbank grape), 2487 nucleotides. Its product is annotated as F-box/kelch-repeat protein At3g23880-like. The transcript has 4 exons. The coding region runs from base 28 to 1215 and encodes 395 amino acids. Lineage: Eukaryota; Viridiplantae; Streptophyta; Magnoliopsida; Vitales; Vitaceae. The record is from RefSeq and is a predicted model, not a curated record. Gene Ontology annotation, molecular function: protein binding.